GUUUUGACGCGUUCCCUUUGUUUGCUUUGUUUGAAAAUCAAAUGUCACAAACAACCGCUGUAGAACACAUUUCACUCAAGGAACUUCCACCACACGUAAUUUCAUACCUUUCAAGUUAUCCCCCUUCUGAAAGAUGCAAAAUUACAAAGAAACUUUUGGCUUAUGCCGUCAGCAAAAUAGAGCAAAAGUCUGAAAGUCUGCAAGAACCAAAUAGACAUUAUCAGCCAUCUGAUUGGUGGAGUCAUGAAGAAUAUAGAAGAAAAAAAAAGAAUAAAAAGUCUUCAGGAGUGCCAAUUGAAGACCGGUUCCCAAAGAGAAUGGUUGACGAAAUGACUCAGACGUCCGAUGCUUAUGUUCGUACUCCUGAAAAGAUGCCCAAAGGCACUCGUGGAUAUAAAAAGUUAUUUGCAGAACCUCCACGUCAUAAAUUGUUGGGGCAUAAGAAGCUGAUUGGUUCUGAAUUUGAAAAGACUACAGUUAUAUCAGUAAGUUCAUCAGCUGAACCUUCAAGUUCUGAUACAGAAAAUGAAGAUGAUGUUAUGGUUGAUAAUAUGCAUAAAAAGGAUCCUUUUUUCGUCGCUUCAAUUAAAAAAUCGGGGACGAAUUUUUUGAAGAAGCAACAACAAACAAAAAGAUUCGAGUUUUCGCCACGAUCACCUCCGACACCUCAGACUCCAACCCAAAUUUACAUUGUCAAACCUGAUAAACAUCAAUCGACACACUUAUUAAAACAUAAACGGACAGUAAAGUUAGCAAGUAAAAAUUCCUCGAAGGGUAAGGAUAAGGCUACCCCACGCAGUCCUCCAAAGGUUAAAUAUAAGACUACAGUCGAGAUUGCUGAUGAAUUUCUUGAGAGUACCUUCAUGGCUUACCUUGAACCUCCACCUAAGGAAGAUGAUGACUUGGAACGUAAUAAUGAUUUGGAAGAAAUCAUUUACAAAGCUAGACAAAAGGUAUCGGAAAAAAAUUAUUUACAUAACUAAUUUCAUUUAGAUUAGCAGAACAAUUUUUAUUGUUUAAAAACAAGUUGUUGCUUUGUAUAAACGUAAAAUAUCAAUUUUAAAGUCUAAUACAUUACAAUACUAUUACAAAAUUUGAUGUCGCCGAUCAAAAUUAUCUAACCAAUCAAAUCAAA
Molecule: messenger RNA, 1135 nt
Organism: Rhizophagus irregularis DAOM 181602=DAOM 197198
Lineage: Eukaryota; Fungi; Glomeromycota; Glomeromycetes; Glomerales; Glomeraceae
Source: RefSeq, a predicted model, not a curated record